Entamoeba invadens IP1 is the source of this 993-nucleotide messenger RNA. RefSeq names its product protein ASC1, putative. Lineage: Eukaryota; Evosea; Mastigamoebida; Endamoebidae. Gene Ontology annotation, molecular function: sphingosine N-acyltransferase activity. Gene Ontology annotation, biological process: ceramide biosynthetic process. The transcript has a single exon. Bases 1 to 993 code for a protein of 330 amino acids. The record is from RefSeq and is a predicted model, not a curated record. Gene Ontology annotation, cellular component: membrane.
AUGAAUGUUGUCAAGCAACCACCUCAAGUAAUGACUAAAUGGGACAAAGGAUUCCUUCUCCAACUCGGUAUGAUCCUCCCAAUUGUCCUUGUCUGCAUCCCUUCUUCCUUCUCACGAGGAACAGAAUUCUUGGACUCUCCACUUCCCACCCCAGUUGACUUAGUGUACUUCAUAAUACCGUUCACUGUUAUCUCGCUUCUGAGAAUCGUCUUAGCCCAAAACCUCUUUCUCAAAAUUGCAAAGAAAGUUGUUUUUGUCAAACCAGAUUGGACAAAGGAAUUCACUGAAUUCAGAUAUGAACGUUUUGGACUGACGUUCUUUAAGUUCUUAUAUUACAUGAUGAUCGCUCCUUUGGGUAUUUAUUUGUUUAGAAAUGAAGACUGGAUGCCAGCCGCGCUGUUUGGAAGAGGAAAAUCAGAUUUGAUGCUCAUCUAUGAGAAUUUCCCAUAUGUACCCGAAGUGAAAUACCUCUCCAUUUAUUACUGUUUGGAGUUGGGAUAUCAUUUCCACAGUCUUGUGUUCCAUCUCUGCUCAACACCAAGAAACGAUUAUUAUGACACGUUGCUCCACCAUGUUGCAACAAUCUUUUUGGUUGUUUUCAGCUAUCUCAACAACUGUGGGAGAAUUGGGAUUUGUGUGAUGGUUCUCCACAACAUUGUGGACGCCGUGAUGUACUUCACAAAGUGCACCAAUGACUUCAAAAAUCAAAUUCCUUGUGACAUCGGCUUCAUUUUCUUGGUGAUCUCUUAUGCGAGGUUUAGACUCUGGGUUUUCCCAAGGUACAUCAUUUACGCUGCUUUCCAGGCGUACCACGUCAUUCCUGAAGGAGCAACGGGAGGGUACAUUGUGUACGGACUUCUUGUUGGGAUGCUGUGCAGUCUUUUGGUUCUCCACAUCUACUGGUUUUCACUCAUCCUCGACAUGGUGAAAAAGUUGUUUUCAAAAAAAGGUGUCGUAGACCCUCAUGCAGUGAAACAAAAAACACAAGUUUAA